This is a messenger RNA of Propithecus coquereli (Coquerel's sifaka), 1590 nucleotides long. RefSeq names its product taste receptor type 2 member 50-like. Gene Ontology annotation, biological process: detection of chemical stimulus involved in sensory perception of bitter taste; G protein-coupled receptor signaling pathway; sensory perception of taste. The record is from RefSeq and is a predicted model, not a curated record. NCBI's taxonomy places the organism in Eukaryota, Metazoa, Chordata, Mammalia, Primates, Indriidae. Gene Ontology annotation, cellular component: membrane. Gene Ontology annotation, molecular function: protein binding; G protein-coupled receptor activity; bitter taste receptor activity.
AUGGAGAAGGACAAAUUGGAUUAUGAAGAUAGGUCUAGAGACACAGAUGUGACCCUGUCUGAUGACCGACUGUCUUUGAACAUGGUCAGCGAGCUUCACUGUGUCAGCGUGAAAAGGGCCGUUCAGGUCCUGAGGAAUAGCAUCGCUCCAUCAGCGAUUCAGCAGUGGACCAACCGUCAAGUGAUGAAGUGGCUACACUCCAUGGACUUGGCGGAAUAUGCCCCCCAAUCUCAGAGACGGUGGUGUCCAUGUGACUUGGAUAUGCCAUUUGCCAAGUGGACCAAGGAGCAAGUGUGCAGUUGGCUCGUGGAACAGGGCUUGGGCUUCUACCUGGAUUCUGGCAAGCACUGGAUAACAUCUGGCCAAAUAUUUUUGCAAGCUUCUCAACGAGAUCUAGAGAAAGAUGAACUGGCAUCUUUAAAAGAACAACUGGAAGAAAAAGAAUCUGAAGUAAAAAGGCUACAAGAAAAAUUUGUUUGCAAGAUGAAAAGAGAAGGGAUUGAAAUUCUCGAUAGAACUGAAACAGAAAAGGAGACAUCGGAGCACCUAGAUCUGGCUACAUCUUCUCAGCCGAAAGGUUCACAGGGGAAUAGUGCCUUUCUGGGAUCUCUGCCAUCUCUGGAUUCCAAAAGGAAAUCCAGAGGUUUCAUGAAACUCUUUGGAAAACAUAAGUUUUAUACCUAUUAUUUUUCCAUCCUAGCACUGGUAGAAUUUGUUCUUGGAAAUUUUACCAGUGGCUUAAUAGCACUGGUAAACUUCAUUGACUGGAUCAAGAGGAAGAAUUUCUCCACAGCUUAUCAAAUUCUCGGGGCUCUGGCAGUCACCAGAAUUGGUUUACUCUAGGUAACAUUAAAUUGGCAUUGAAAUGUGUGUAAUCCAGAUUUAUAUAAUGUAGAAGCAAGAAUUAUUGCUCAUAUCGCCUGGGCAGUAACCAACCAUUUUAGCAUCUGGCUUGCUACUAGCCUCAGUAUAUUUUAUUUGCUCAAGAUUGCCAAUUUCUCCAGCCCAAUUUUUGUUUACCUAAAGAGGAAAGUUAAGAGUGCAGUUUUGGUGAUACUGCUGGGGACUUUGGUCUUUUUGGUUUGUCGCCUUGCAGUGGUAAACAUGGAUGAGAGUACGGGGACAAAAGAAUAUGAAAGAAACACGACUUGGAAGAUCAAAUUGGGGAGCACUGUACACCUUUCAGAUAGGACUGUAUUUACGCUAGCAAACUUCAUAUGCUUUACUAUGUCCCUGAUAUCUUUAUUGCUAUUAAUCUUUUUUCUGUAUAAACAUCUCAAGAAGAUACGGCUUUAUGGCAGAAUAUCUCAAGAUUCCAACAGAAAGGUCCACAUAAAAGCUUUGCAAACUGUGAUCUCCUUUUUCAUGUUAUUUGCCAUUUACUUUCUGUCUAUAAUCACAUUGGUUUGGACUUCUAAUAGGCUGCAGAACAAACCUGUCCUCUUGUUUUUCUAAGCUAUGGGAAUCAUCUAUUCUUCAAGCCAUUCAUUCAUCCAAAUUUUAGGAAACAAGAAGUUAAAACAGACCUUUCUUUUGGUUUUGUGACAGGUGAGUUGCUGGGUGAAAAGACAGAAACCCUCAAAGCUUUAG